This is a messenger RNA of Manis javanica (Malayan pangolin), 3469 nucleotides long. It is a transcript of the gene CYB5R2, whose product is annotated as cytochrome b5 reductase 2. NCBI's taxonomy places the organism in Eukaryota, Metazoa, Chordata, Mammalia, Pholidota, Manidae. Gene Ontology annotation, cellular component: mitochondrion. Gene Ontology annotation, molecular function: FAD binding; oxidoreductase activity. The record is from RefSeq and is a predicted model, not a curated record.
UAGGCUUUUUUCCCCCCCCAGAAAAAGCAGCUCUCUGAGAAACAAACACAUGCAAGAUGUUCAACCUCCUUAGCAAUUAGGUAAGUAAAUCAGGUUCACAAGCCAUGGUUUUAGUUAUUAGAUUGUCAAAAUGAAAACAUCUGACAUUCUCCGCGCAUCUGCAGGUCAGGGGAAGUGUUCUCUACAUUACCCUGGUGUGUGUUUCGGGGCUGGCAGUGGGGUAGUUAUCUAUUCCUUGACUUCUCCGUCUCAAUCCUGCCCAAGAGGCAGGGAUUUACCUUUGACACCGGCAAUAGAGAACUGAUGGGGGAGGGGAGUUACCAAGGCUCUGAAACCUACGUGAAGGACCCCCAUAACUGUCCAUGUCCGACAUUCUGCCUCCUCUAGGUCUAGUGUUGGGUUCCUUCCAUUUCUCUCUCCAAUAGCGAAUGAACGAGUGAAUCAAUGAGCCCUUUGAACGACUGUCUUCUUUACCUCGAUUACAGCCCCACUGCAGCAACACCUGGCCCUUGACCAGGCUCAGAGUCGGAGUUCAGUAUGAGUGUCGCAAGGAUAUAUUUAUGCAGUCUUCGAAUUGGCCUGACUUUCCUUUUCUUUUGUUUUCUUUUUGAAUGCCCUUUUCUUUCACCAGCACCCCCUUCCUCCCGGUCAUCCAGACGCUCCUCCCUCCCUCCAGCCUCUCCACAAUUUGAACAAGCGGAGGAGUGGGGGUUCUCCGUCAGGGCCGCUCAGAGUGCGCCUGGCGGGGUGAGGGGUCAGCCGCGGGGAGCGCGGCCCGCGGUUGGCUCAGCGUCUCUCGUCCGCCAGGCGCGGUUGCAGAGCGGCGCCCGGAGAUCGCGGGCCUGCGGGGUCGGAGAGACGCGCACCGGCUCCCAGCCGGCCCCGCCUCGACGACGUUUGGUGUCCCGUUCCAGCUCAAGGAGGAGACUCCCAGGGCUUGCACCCUUGGCUGUAGCCAGGAUGGAGGCAGAUGAGCAGGAGGCCUGAAACAUCCUGCCUGGCCCAGCCUACAUGCAGCUGACGCACCGACCCACCUGUCCCUGCCAUCCAUGGCACAGCCCAGCUUCUUCUGCGCCUUUGGUGUGGUGAGGGUGCCGCUGUGCCUGUGAGCUGUCCUGCCCAGGGCACGCAGGACCUGAGGUGCUUUGCUCACAUUGUGACUGGCUAGGACCCAUCCCUGCUCCUUGCCAUCACCAUCAUUGGGGUCACAGUGCUCCUGGUGGCCCUAAAGAAUAUGAACUCAAGGAGGAGAAAACUUAUCACCUUGCAAGACUCUGAAACCAAGUACUCUCUGCCCUUGAUUGAGAAAGAGCACAUCAGCCACAACACCCGGAGGUUCCGUUUUGGACUGCCCUCACCAGACCACAUUCUAGGGCUCCCUGUAGGUAACUAUGUCCAUCUCUUGGCCAAAAUUGAUGAUGUUUUGGUGGUCAGGGCUUACACGCCUGUGUCCAGUGAUGAUGAUCAAGGCUUUGUGGAUUUAAUUAUAAAGAUCUACUUCAAAAAUGUACACCCCAGUUAUCCAGAAGGGGGAAAGAUGACUCAGUACCUGGAGAAUAUGAAAAUUGGGGACACCAUCCUUUUUCGAGGGCCAAUGGGGCGCCUGUUGUAUCAUGGGCCAGGGAAGUUUUCAAUAAAACUAUACAAAACGAGUGAGCCUGAAGAAAAAUUGGUCCAUCAUCUGGGAAUGAUUGCUGGUGGCACAGGGAUCACGCCCAUGCUGCAGCUCAUUCGCCACAUCACCAGAGACCCCAGAGACAAGACCAGGAUGUCCCUCCUCCUCGGCAACCAGAUAGAGGAGGAUAUCUUGAUGAGAAAGGAGCUUGAAGAAGUUGCCAGAAUUCGCCCAGACCAGUUCAGUCUCUGGUACACCCUGGACAGGCCUCCUAUUGGCUGGAAGUACAGCUCUGGCUUCAUUACUGCUGACAUGAUCAAGGAACAUCUCCCUCCUCCUGGGAAAUCCACAUUCAUCCUGGUGUGUGGCCCACCACCUCUGAUCCAGACAGCUGCUCACCCUAACCUGGAGAAACUGGGCUACACCAAGGACAUGAUUUUCACCUACUAAUCCUCUCCCCUUGCUCUUAGGACAUUUGCCUGGUCCCUUUCAUUUGUUUCAAAGUGAGUUCAGCUGUUAACCUGGAGUGUGUUCAGAAGUGCCCCGAAUGCACCCUUGGGCACACUGCACUCUUCUCCUUUGGGUGUGGGCCUAAGGAGGGCUGCAAAGGUCUGGAGACAAAGUGGUUUUUGAGGCUUCCUUGAUUGGGAAGAUUUGAAGGAACCCCAUUUCAGUAUCUUUCCCAUAGUUUAGAGAAAUAAACUUCAGUACAAAGCAGAUAGCCCAUGGGGUGUAGCUCUGUGGGGGGCCUACAAGGCAGUUAGAAGGCCUUGGCCUGCCCUUUGUGUGCAUGGGAUUCUGUGUGGCCAUGGGAGGUCAGAACUGGCAAAAGUGCCAGAGUGGAUUUGCAGAAGAAUCCAAAAGGGGUCAUGCCAACUUCCAGUAAUCUUUCUUGAACCCUGUUCCCCAGAGUGUUGUUUUUAAGGUCACAGCUACCCUCCAUGUGCACCUUUCCUCUUAUGCAAGAUCUUUCAAAUGGGAUAAUGUGUGUAAAAACACAUCAGGGCAGUAGUAAAUCCAUAGGUUAGAUGGGCUCCUGCACUUCAUAGCAACAAAUGUAGGCAAGGGGUGCAUUUUCCUAGCAUCUUCUGAAUACCAGGCCUUUUUCUCAUGUGGGGUGGGGAUGGUUACAUACAGAAGCUUCUGAACUUGCAAAUAAAAUAGGUUCCAGCUUUCAUAUUGUGAGUCCCAAGUGACCAUGGUGGCCUGUCCUCUUCAUGGCCAGGGGGACGUGCUGCUGCUCUGCAUUAUCUGUGAGUGGGUAGAACCACUUCUGCACUGUAUUUCGUAUAAUUCUCAUAACAGGCCAGAGGUUCUGUGGGGAUUUUGUCUUCAAGUUAUAGAUGAGGAAACUAAGGCUCUGAGACCAAAGUACCUGUCCCCAGGUCAUUCUGCCAGUAGGCGUCAGAGCUGGGCUUCAAAUCUGGGUCUGUUAAUUCCACGUCAGUCCCUUUUCACAAAAACUGGAACACUGUUCCUCCAGCGUUGCAGGAACUUGGUGUAAGUGGAUUUCUUACUCAAAGUAUGUAUGUGUGGUGGGGGCAGGGUACAGGAGAGAGAGAGCACUGCUCUAGGGAGUCUGAAACACAGCUGGGUAGUAUUGUCAGGGUGGCCAAACACAGGGAUGAUCUCUCAAAGGGCCAGUGGAGGUCGGGGCGUGGAGAGAUGGCUAGCCUUCAUUCAUCCAUGUGUUCAGUGCAUCCUCAGCAGAUCCCUUACUUACGAUCCUACUCAGAUAUUGUUCUUUAAAAAAAUUUUUUUUAUUGAAAUAUAGUUGACAGUAUAUUGGUUUCAGAUGUACAACAUAGUGUUUUGACAAUUAUAUACAUUACUAGAUGCUCACCAUAAGUGUAG